This is a messenger RNA of Pantherophis guttatus, 6368 nucleotides long. The record is from RefSeq and is a predicted model, not a curated record. NCBI's taxonomy places the organism in Eukaryota, Metazoa, Chordata, Lepidosauria, Squamata, Colubridae.
CGCGACCAUCCAGCCAUGCCUCCCCUUCCCGGCGGCGCCGAGGAAGACGAGCACGGGAGCUUCGGAAGGUGCAGCCGGCCGCGGUAGCAGUUUGGGCGUCUUCCCGCGCACCGCUCGGGCAGAGGGAGACGGCCAAGCGGCGCCCAGCAUGCUGGCUGCGGGAGGUCCGCUCGCCGCCCGGCUGGGCAGCCUCUUGCCUUGCUGGCUCGUCCUGGCGCUCUCCGGCACGCUGGCAGCGGCGCAGCCGCCCGGGGUCGCCGUCCUCUGCCCGCCGCUCUGCCACUGCGAGGAGGACGGCAUCGCGCUCUCCGCCGACUGCUCCGAACUAGCGCUCGCCUCCGUGCCCGCCGGCCUCAGCCCCUUCACCGCCUACCUUGAUCUAAGUAUGAACAACAUCAGUGAACUGCUGCCUGGAGAUUUCCAUCACUUACAUUUUCUGGAAGAAUUGCGCCUAUCUGGAAACCAACUCUCUAAAAUUCCAGAAGGAGCAUUUUCUGGCCUCUACAAUUUAAAAAUUUUGAUGUUACAGAAUAAUCAGAUCACUCGAAUUCCAGCAGAGGCUCUAUGGGAUCUUCCUAAUCUUCAGUCACUACGCCUAGAUGCCAAUCUGAUCUCUGUUGUACCUGAAAAGAGCUUUGAAGGGUUGCCUGUCUUACGUCAUCUCUGGUUGGAUGAUAAUGCCCUGACAGAGAUCCCUAUCAAAGCACUCAAUAAUCUGCCAGCUCUACAAGCAAUGACAUUGGCGCUCAACCGAAUCUGGCACAUUCCUGACUAUGCCUUCCAGAACCUGACUAGCCUUGUGGUAUUACACCUGCAUAAUAAUCAGAUCCAGCACUUGGGAAUACAUGGUUUUGAAGGACUCCAUAAUCUGGAAACUCUGGACCUAAAUUAUAAUGAGCUGGUGGAAUUCCCAGUGGCGAUUAAGUCACUCAAUAGACUUCAAGAGCUGGGCUUCCAUAACAACAACAUCCAGGCUAUUCCAGAGAAAGCAUUUGCUGGAAAUCCUGUACUUCAAAUUAUGACUUUAACCCAGGCUGGAAUCCAUUUGCUUCCUGGAGGAAUGUGUCAGCAGUUGGCCAGCCUACGAGUUCUUGAGCUUGCGCACAAUCACAUUGAGAAACUGCCCAGUUUUCACCAGUGCCAGAAGCUGGAAGAAAUUGGCCUUCAGCACAACUGUAUCCACGAAAUUGGAGCAGACACCUUUGGGCAGCUCACAGCCCUCCGCUCCCUAGACCUGAGUUGGAAUUACAUUCAGUUUAUCCACUCUGAAGCUUUUCUGACUCUUCAUUCCCUCAUCAAGCUGGAUUUGACUGACAAUCAACUGGUGAUGCUUCCAUUGGCUGGCUUGGGUGGACUGACUCAUCUGAAGCUCAAAGGCAAUCCUGCACUGUCUGAAGCAUUCCCUAAAGAAAGUUUCCCCAAGAUACGGGUUUUGGAGGUUCCCUAUGCCUACCAGUGCUGUGCUUACGGAGCAUGUGGCAACUUCUUCAAAAUCUCCAGUCAGUGGGACUCAGAGGACAUGAGUCCUGAGGAUGAUGAUGGCUACAAGAGGACCCUGGGACUUGAUCAUUAUGACUUAGACAUGGAUGACUUCCAGGCAGACCCUGAUGAUUCAAAACUACUUACCAACAUCCAAUGUACACCCAACCCCGGUCCUUUCAAGCCCUGCGAUUAUCUGUUUGAAAGCUGGGUCAUUCGCCUCGGUGUCUGGUUGAUCAUGCUGGUUUCUGUGCUGUGCAAUGGACUGGUUGCAGUGGUUGUCUUUGUCUCGCCAGGCUAUCUGUCCCCGAUCAAGUUUAUCAUUGGAUCCAUUGCUGGAGCCAAUAUGUUGACGGGAAUAUACUGUGCUAUUCUAGCGUUUGUGGAUGCAGUCACCUUUGGUCAUUUUGCAAAAUACGGGGCCAGGUGGGAGAUGGGUGCAGGGUGCCAAGUGACUGGAUUCCUGUCUGUUUUCGCUUCAGAAGCUUCCAUUCUUCUCUUAACCCUUGCUGCAGUCCAGUGCAGCUUUUCAGUAUCAUGCAUGAGGACGUACGGAAAGGCUCCUUCCUUUGGCACUGUCAAGGCAGGUGCCCUAAGUUGUCUGCUCCUCUCUUCAGUGGCUGCAAUGUUGCCCCUCUUCUCCAUUGGGGAGUAUGGGGCGUCCCCUCUCUGUCUGCCUCACCUUCUUCCUGAUGGGAAACCUUCCAUGUUGGGUUUCAUGGUAGCUUUGGUGCUAGUGAAUACGCUUUGCUUUCUCAUUAUCACUGGGACGUAUAUCCGCCUCUAUUGCAACUUGCUGAAAGGUGAAUUUGACUCUGUCUGGGACUGUGCUAUGAUCAAACAUGUUGCUUGGCUCAUUUUCACCAACUGCCUUCUAUACUGCCCGGUGGCUUUUCUCACCUUCUCUUCCAUGCUUAGCCUCAUUCUCAUCACCCCCGAAGUCAUCAAGUCUGUGCUCUUGGUGGUGCUACCCCUGCCAGCCUGCGUGAAUCCCUUGCUUUAUUUACUCUUUAACCCCCAUUUUAGAGAUGAUUUGCGCCUUUUGAAGCAUAAGAAUCAGGUCCAGGAAAGCUGCGCCGUGUCCUGCAUUUCUGAGGAUACAGAGAAGAGCUCAUGUGACUCUACCCAAGCGCUUGUUCCUUUCUCCGAUAUGGAUCAUAUAUUUGAAGCACCAGAUCUCUUUAGAGUGCCUCCUAGGUGUUCCUCAGUUCUAGAUGCCUACAGCUUCUCCUCAGUGACUUUGAUCCCUUGCCAGCAAAAAGAAGGUGCCAGAGGACAUGUCAGUGGCUUCUCCACUCAACCUUCCUAUCUUGCCGAAGAUGAGCUGCUAAUUGCAUCAGAAGCCAGAGAACAGGCAAAGACCAAAAUUUGGAUUGCCUUGUUCCCUAAACCACCUUCACCAGCCUUCACAUCUCAUUUAUAAGAGCCAAUCCACAUUCUCUCAGUAAAUAAAUGAAUCAUACAAGAUCCUCUCCUGGAGCCACCAACAGCUUGAGCAAGUGGCUCUUCUGGAGGAAAGGUGACUCAUUGCAUUUCUUCUUCUCAAAUCAAGGUCAGCAAAAAUGACAGCAAUUCCUUUGCACCCUAGCCUGCUGGGGUCUGCCUCCUCUUCUCUUGAUGCAGCAAUGCGAAACCUGACAAGGAUAUACCUAGCUGGCUAAGAAAUUAAGGCACCCCAAAUAAAAAUUCAUAAUUAUUGUGUAUCUAUCUGCAGGUCCAAGAAAAAUAGCAAACCCAGGAUAACAAGAACUCUGGCAAUUCUGCCCUUUUAGGAAUUAUACCAUUUGUAUAGCUCUUAGUUUUUAUGAUAGAUGGAUCACUUUAGUCGAUGAAUAUCAACUAAAAAGGACUGACUUGAGAAGAAACAUCAAGAAAACAAUGUGAUUUCAGCUCUGUUGCCAUGUUUUUUAACUAAAAAGCAAUCUUUACAUAGCAAUGUCUCUGUCUCGUAACAAUCUUGUCAUCUUUUAGAACUGUUGUCAAAAAAGCACAUGAAUCAUAAACAGAUUAUCCAUUCAUGUUUAUUCAAUGCAAUGUGUGACUGCACAUGUAUCCACAUGUAGAGACAGGAAAAAAUUCCACAUAAUAAUAAUCAUACAAGGAGACACAGCCACUUUUAUCAGUCAAAAACAAUGUUUCCUACAUGCUCCUACAUAUAACUAAGCAUGUAUUUAAAAGUGUUUAUUCAGAACCACUAGGAAUCAAAUUGCAGUGAUAAAAUCAAAUAAAUAAAUGAUUCAACAAAUAAAGCAAUGAUGGUGCAGUGGUUAGAAUGCAGUAUUGCAGGCUAACUCUGCCCACUGCCAGGAGUUCGAUACUGAUCGGUUGACUCAGCCUUCCAUCCUUUUGAGGUCAAUAAAAUGAGGAUCCAGAUUGUUAGGGGCAAUAUACUGAUUCUGUAAACUGCUGUAAAGUGUGCUAUAAAGCACUAUGAAGUGGUAUAUAAAUCUAAAAGUUUGGUACUUCCGGUAUUGCUAGUGCAGUGACCAUUCAUAACAAACUCAACCAGCCUAUGGUUUAAGCUUGAACAUAGUGCUAUGAAAAUUUGGUUUAGAAAAUUUAAUUUUUAAUUGCUUUUUUUUCAAUGUAAGAUUAGAAAAGUCAUACAUUGAGAAAUGACUGAGAAGUCAUUCAUUAUGAGAGCAACGUAGGAUAAUCUAAAGCUAGAUCCCAUUAUAUUCAAUUGAAGCCUCUAGACUAGAGGGUUUAUGAACAAGUAAUUUUUUUAAAAAUUUGAUUUAUAUGCCACCCUUCUCCGGAGACUCAGGGCAGCUUACAAUGCGCUAAGCAAUAGCCUUCAUCCUUUUGUAUAUUUAUACAGUCAGCUUAUUGCCCCCACAACUGGGUCCUCAAUUUUGGUUAGCACUGUUGCUAAAUUCAUUCUUAGAAGGUACUUUAAAUGUUCUCAAGCAUUUAAAAGCUACAGGUUGGUGGUAUAUCCCCAGAUUAACUACUCACUCCUUUUUGUUAAGAAAGAUAGAUAUAAAUACUAAUUAAUAAUGCAUGUAGAAUAUAGGAUGUGAGGUUUUUUCAUUGAAUUCUUAUUAACAUUUUAGAGUUCUGAAGGGCUACAGAAUAUAAACAGACUAUAGUGGUAGGUCUGCUUUCAUAAAGGAGAGAAAACUGAAAAUAUGGAAGGUAAAGUGGGGAAUGUUACAUGCAGUCCUGGUGAUUUUACUAAAAUAAUAAUCCUGGUUACUGCAGUUGUGAUGAUUUGUGAAGAAUCCUGGUUUCUAGAAUUUCACUUUCAUAAAAGGAUACAAAUGAAAACAGGGUGUUUGUCUCGGAAUUAUAUAGUACAAUCCCAAAUAUGAUUAUUUAGAAAAAAUGUCCCACUGAAUUCAGUGAAAUCCCUUUCUAGAGAAAAAAUAUUAACUGUUGGUUAAUAAUUACUGAUCUUCAAAAAUAGGCAAUAACACAAUUGUUAUUGUAUUAUAUAGCAUUCUCAGCACACUAAACCCAGUUCAAAAUUUUGAAGUUUGGCUGAAUUACCAUCACAAUAGAAAAUGGUUAUAUUUAAUAAAGAACAUUUAGGCUACAAUCAUAUAAACAUGUUAAUCAAAUGCAUUUCUGUGUAGACAGAAUCCACAUCCUAAUUAUUUUGGAAAUUUAUAUGCAUGUGUAGCAGUGGUGGGAUUCAAAUAAUUUAACAACUGGUUCUCUGCCCUAAUGACCAGCUGGGUAGGCGUAGCUUGGUGGUCAUGUGACCGUGUGGUCGUUGCCAAGUCAACAUCACUCACGUCGAUGGGCGCUUCGCCUUAGCUAUUACAAUGUAAUAAGAGUUAACCAGAGAAGCAGUUUCUGUAAGAAGGGCAAUAAAUAUUAGUCUAGAAACAACACCAGAAUGUUUCCUUCCUGCCUUCCCUACAGGAUUAGCUCUGUAAAGUGGAAAAAAACAAAAUAAGAUUUCUUCCAACAAAUGGUUCUCCGAACUGCUUAGAAAGCUAACAACCGGUUCUCCCGAAUAGGUGUGAACUGGCUGAAUCCCACCACUGAUGUGUAGUCAACUUAUGACAAUUGAGCCUGAAAGUUUGGUUGUAAGUUGCAAUCAUUAGGUGGGUCUCCAUGUCACCUGGCUCAAUUUUAUGAUCAUUUUCACAACAGACUUUAUAUGAAUUACCAUGAUUGAACAACCAUCACAUGGUUGUUAAAUGUCGUUAAGCAAAUCUAGCGUAUCCAAAGGGUGUUUUUUGCCAUUUUCUACUAUAACAUCAGGUUCAGCCGGCAACCAAUGAAUCAACGUUUGGUUCAUCUGAAAAACCAGACCCUGCAUUGAUGGGAAAACACUAGAGAGUAUUUACACACACACAUGCGUGCGCACACAGGUACACACUCUUCUUGAGUCAUUUGUUAACUGUUCAAUAUCUUGAUCUCUGCUGUCUUCCUGACAAAUAAAUGCACUUAUUAAAAAUACGAAACAUGUAGCCAAAUUGUUCCAGGUUCUUUGGGUCUGGAUAGCACUUGAAUUAUUUUGAUUUUGUAUCCCAUGACAGAACAUUGAUUUUCAUCUUCUCUCAAAUAAGAUUAAACCAGACAAUAUUUAGAAGAAAUAAUUAUCCUUAGUUACUGCUUAAAUCAGGGUCAAAUAACUCAACAGAAAAAAAUUCUACAGCCUUAAUAAAGUUCAAAAUCAUGACAAGAUUCCACAUAUGACAAAAGUAUCAGAUGAAAUGAUUUUAAAUAUCGUGUUUUUAUCUGUACAUAUAUUGUGCCAUAAAUAUCCAGCAUGUUUGUAUAUUAUGUGUAUAUUUAUAUAGAUAUAUAUAUAUAGCUACCUUCUCUUUUAUGACCCUUAUAUAAACUCCUAAUUUUCUUUUUUGUAUAUUAAUUUGUAAAACAUUCUUUAUUGAAGACCACAUAGAAAAAUAAAAAAAACAAAUUUUAUACUA